This is a messenger RNA of Cornus florida, 585 nucleotides long. RefSeq lists its product as uncharacterized. Gene Ontology annotation, cellular component: Golgi apparatus. Lineage: Eukaryota; Viridiplantae; Streptophyta; Magnoliopsida; Cornales; Cornaceae. The coding region runs from base 127 to 276 and encodes 49 amino acids. The transcript has 3 exons. The record is from RefSeq and is a predicted model, not a curated record.
UCAUAGUAUUGCACAGUUACGCAUCUUACAUGGUAGAUCCUUCUCCUAACCUUUGGGUGCACUCACAGUAGCGCGGUCAUCCAUUCGCUCGGCCCCCCUUUCUCGCUCUAGCUGCAUACACCAAGAAUGCCCUUUAUAGAGGUGGAACCACCAAGCCCUCUCAGGUACAUCAUCGGAGCUGCGAUCAUGAUGGUCGGAGUCGUUUUGCCCGUCGGUUACAUGAUGUUCCGUAACAAGCGUGUUCCCUCCUCUUCCUCGUACUCCAAACAGACGUAGGAACAAAGUUUUGAUAUAGAGGCAUUGUGAAGGCAUAGCUUUAGAUUUGAAUUUUAGGUCCUUAUUGUGGUGAUGAUGAAGAAGAAGAGUAAAACGAAGGCCUUGACAGAUCUGCACAGUGUGAAUAUAGAUGUAUUGAACUUCAGGUUCUGGCUUAUGGGUUGUUCUGGUAUUCUGGUUCAAAUCUAUAAAAGAAUAUUCUUGUUGUGAUAUUCAAAUUUUCUUCUUUGUUUUCUGUUCAGGAGUUAUAAUGAUGUUUAUUAUGCACUUAUUUUUGCUUUAAUAAAAUUCGUAUCUCUAUUUGUGUCA